AUGGAGGUGAUGCAGGGGCACACCAUGCACUAUUUUGGUUUUCAAGAGGAAGAUGGUUACGAAGAUGAUAGAAUUCCUGAUCUGCUUGCUGAUUUGUACAAGUCAGAACCGCAAGGUCCUGGAAAGGACACUAUUUUUGCUGAGUUAAUAGAGGAAGCCAAGCGCGCAGCCAGCGAUGGGGGUACAAUGUCAAGGUUUUCACUCACAAUCAAGUUACUUCAGGCCAAGUCGUACUACCGGAUUAGCAACGUUGCAUUCAACGCGAUACUCCUGAUUUUGGCCUUGCAAUACCCUGCUAGCUCAAUACCAAAGUCAUACGAGGAGGCACUUAGCAUAGUCGGCAGGUUGGGCCUUGGUUAUGAGAGUAUCCAUGUGUGCCCGAAUAACUGUGUAUUGUUCCGGAAGGAUUAUGCCAAGGAGAAUAAUUGCCCCAAGUGCAAAGCCUCCAGAUGGAAAGAUGCUGAUGGUAGGAGAAAGAUCCCAGAGAAGGUGCUGAGGCACUUCCCAUUGAUUCCAAGGCUGCAAAAAAUGUUUCUUUCAAAGGAGCAAUCAAAGGAAGUACAGUGGCACAAACUGAAGCGGCAAGACGUGGAGAAUGAUCUCAGUCAUCCAGCAGACGGGGAUGCAUGGAAGGAUUUUGACAAUAUUCAUAAAGACUUUGCCGCUGAUGCCAGGAACAUAAGGCUUGGACUUGCCACGGAUGGUUUUAAUCCCUACGGGAAUAUGAGCAACUCCUACAAGCAUGUGGCCUCGUAUUCGUGGUGCCAUACAACCUUCCACUUGUGGGCAUGUAUGGAUCAGUCCAACUUCAUGCCGACAUUGCUAAUCCCUGGUCCAUCCUCUCCGGGAAAAGAUUUUGAUGUCUUCAUGGAGCCUUUGAUGGAAGAGCUGCAGGAGCUCUGGAAAGGUGUAAAAUCAUAUGAUGCCAAUAGUCCAGACAAGUUUGAUCUCCGUGCUGCAAUCUUAUGGUGUAUUCAUGAUUAUCCAGCACUGCACACAUUGUCGUGGAGGGCCACAGCUGGUUACCAGGCAUGUGUGCAUUGUGACAAAGAGAAUUGCUCCAAGAAAUUAAGGAACAAAAUCUGCUUUAUUGGGCACCGCCGUUGGCUACCUCUGUCCCAUCCUUGGAGAAAAAGCAAAGAAUACAAUGGUGCUAUUGAAAGGCGUGAGAAGCCAGCGGAAUUCACUCCAGAAGAGCUAAAGGAACAGCUUGAUAGGGUUAGAGAUGUGAUACCAGGCAAGCUUCAGAAGAAAAGGAAACGUGAGGACGGUCAGUGUUGGAGCCGUAGGUCAUGUUUGUGGGACUUGCCAUACUGGGAAGAUCUAAAGCUGAGGCAUAAUCUCGAUGUAAUGCACAUCGAGAAAAACAUCUGUGAUAAUCUGAUUGGUACUUUCAUGAACAUACAAGGCAAGACAAAGGACACUGUGAAUUCAAGGCUUGAUUUGGAAGAUAUGGGCAUAAGAGGUGACUUGCAUUUGCAGCCUGUUUCACCUGACUCUUUUGAGAUGCCACAGGCGUGGUAUACAAUGAGUAAACAAGAAAAAAUUGCAUUUUGUGAAUUCAUAAAGGCUGUGAGGUUUCCAGAUGGGUACGCGUCUAACAUAUCCAAGUGUGUGGCUGCUGAUAAGUGCAAGCUUCAAGGGCUGAAGACCCAUGACUGUCAUAUAUUGCUUCAAAGGAUCUUACCGGCUGGCCUGCGAGGAACAAUCCAUGAAGACAUAUAUGAAGCGGUUGCUGAGCUUGGAAAUUUCUUCGAGAGUCGUGUCUGCAAAACAUCGAAGAGAGACGUUCUGGACAGACUUGAAAAGGAAAUCGGACCCGGUGUUGCUGUACUAUCAUAUCAAGAUGAAGAUUCCAGUCAAGUUGCUGUGCAAGAAAAAGAAGGCACUGCACGGAGUAGGACGAGAAGUGACCAGGAACGUGUGCUACUUGAAAAAGUCAUUGUGGACAAACUGAAGAAACGGAGCAAGGAGGUUGUUCCUGAAGAAAUCGAGGAGGUUGAUGAGACAAUGUAUCAAUAUUGCACUGAUGAUGAUGAUGAUGAUGAUGAUGGAGGAAAUAGGACUAGGAAUCGUCCAGUUUCCGAAGAAGAUGAAUAG
Lolium perenne is the source of this 2100-nucleotide messenger RNA. Lineage: Eukaryota; Viridiplantae; Streptophyta; Magnoliopsida; Poales; Poaceae. The record is from RefSeq and is a predicted model, not a curated record.